Messenger RNA from Cynara cardunculus var. scolymus (artichoke), 957 nucleotides. Its product is annotated as probable 2-oxoglutarate-dependent dioxygenase AOP1. The record is from RefSeq and is a predicted model, not a curated record. The transcript has 3 exons. Lineage: Eukaryota; Viridiplantae; Streptophyta; Magnoliopsida; Asterales; Asteraceae. Gene Ontology annotation, molecular function: dioxygenase activity. Bases 1 to 957 code for a protein of 318 amino acids.
AUGGGUUCAGAAGCACCAUUUCAGCUUCCUACUGUUGAUUUCUCAGACCUAUAUAAACAAGAUUCAGACAGUCUUAUCUGGGAUUCAGCAAAAACUAAAGCUCUUCAAGCCCUUCAAGAAUACGGUUGCUUUGAAGCAACUUUUGCUCAAAUCUCAUCUGAUCUUCAAGAGUCUGUAUUCGAUGGACUUGAACAACUUUUCAACCUCCCACUGGAAACCAAGCAAGGAAACACAUCUGAUCGAGACUUUCAUGGGUAUAUCGGACAAAUCCCGUUCAUGCCUCUCUAUGAAAGCAUGGGAAUUGACGCACCUUACAUCCCGGAGAAAGUUGAUAAGUUCACCAGUCUCAUGUGGCCUCAAGGAAACCCUAAAUUUUCGAAAAGUAUCCAGACGUACUCGAAGAAGCUGUGGGAGCUCGAUGAAAUGGUGAAGAUGAUGGUUUUCGAGGGGUUGGAUCUGGAGAAGUAUUUGGAUGAACACUUGGAAGCAACAAAUUACCAUCUGAAGGUGAUGAAAUAUAGAGCAGCGGAUCCGAGUGAAUCCACCAUGGGUUUAGAUUCUCAUGCCGAUACAAGUAUCUUGACGAUCUUACAUCAAAAUGGAAUUCAAGGGCUAGAGAUUCGGACCAAAGAUGGAGAUUGGCUCACUGUAAAUGUUUCACCGAAUUCCUUCGUGGUCAUGGCUGGGGAAAGUUUCAAUGUACUUUCGAAUGGGCGAUUGCAUGCGCCAUUCCAUAGGGUGGUGAUGAAUGACAAGAAGACUCGGCUAUCUGUCGGUUUAUUUUCAUUGCCUAAAAUCGGGAGCCUCGUGAAACCCCCGAAAGAAAUGGUGGAUGAAGAAUAUCCAUUGCUGUUCAAGCCUUUUGAUUAUGGAGAGUUCAUGGACUACUUCUGUAUGGCUGGUGUGAAGAAAGACACAUAUAGCCUCAAGGCUUAUUGUGGUGUCUCAAACUCAUGA